AUGAAAGACUUAAAACUGUUAGUAGAAUAAUUUCUGCUCAUCGAUUUUUACAUGUUAUGUAAAAAAUAAUCUCUUUGUUCUCAAGAAUUAUCAAGAUAAAUAUCAAGAGGUUAUAUUUAACAAUAAUCCAAAAAGAAACCAAUUCAAAAAGUUAUUCAAAAAUAUUCAGAAUCAGUUCAUAAGUAAAAGCAAUAAAAUAAUAGAUUAAUAAUUUUAAAGUAACCAUCCUUUUUCUAUAGAUAAAGAAAAAAUCAAUUAAAAUAUUCUUCUACUUAUUGGUUGGUUGAAUUUGUGCAUGGUGCUAGCUCAUCACAAAUGAUCAUCUCCCUAAACUAACUCAGUUUCACCAACAAGAUUUAAGUUGGCUUAAGCAACUAAUCUAUUAGAACCAAACGAAGAAACAAACAUUAUCCAGAUCUUAGAAGAAUCAUUCAAAAUAUCCAACAAUCUGAAAAUAAGAUAAUAAAAAGCACUUAUAAGUUAGGAUUCUUUACAGGUUGUUUAAUACGGCUAUUUUUACCCAAUUUGAUUUAUUAUUUAUUUGAAAAACUCAAUAAAAUGCAUAAAGCACAGAAGAAAAAUACUUCAAAUCUGAUUCUAUUCAAAAAGUGUUCCGCCAAAGAACUCAUAAAUAUUAAAUAUAAUGACAAAGAAAUAACGGAACUUAAAAUAGAGCAGUUUAUCAAACCGUCUAAAAUCUGA
Messenger RNA from Paramecium tetraurelia, 702 nucleotides. RefSeq lists its product as uncharacterized. The transcript has 2 exons. Lineage: Eukaryota; Ciliophora; Oligohymenophorea; Peniculida; Parameciidae. The record is from RefSeq and is a predicted model, not a curated record.